CUCUCCACCACCGUCUGCUAUCCAUCCUCCCUGUCAUCUGCGACGCACGACUGCCUUCCAUGUCGUUGCGCCACCCCGUCCGCGAGCGUGACGUCCGGCUGCACGACCCGCAUGCUCCGCCGCCUCCGCCGCCCGGUCCGUCAGUGCAAGGUCCGCCCAGUGCUGGCGGGCCGCCUCCACCACAUGCUGCCCACAUGAACGGAACCGUCGCGGGAGCACCGCCGCUAAGCAAUGGACAUGCUCCCCAUCCUCACGCAAUCGGUGCUAUAGGACUCUCGCCAGUCGCUGCGCCGGCCGGUCCGCCAGGUGUUCCCCAUGCGAACGGAGCGCCGCCUGUACCGAGUGCGGCGGCAGUACACCCAACACUUCAGAAGCUCUCAAAGGCAAACGAGGAAACGUGGCUUCUGAUAGGUUCAGUGGCUGAGCAGAUGGGCGACUUGGAUCGGGCCCUGUCGGCGUACGAGCGAGCGCUGCAGCACAACCCUAACUCGCUCCCUGGUCUGACACAGGUUGCGGGGAUCGCGCGGAUAAGGGAAAACUAUAGCAAGGCUAUUGAGUAUUUCCAGCGCGUGCUCCAGUUUCAGCAGGAGAAUGGCGAGGUCUGGAGCGCUCUUGGCCAUUGCUACCUAAUGCAGGAUGACCUCCAGAAGGCGUACUCUGCCUACCAACAGGCUUUGUAUCUCCUUCCCAACCCAAAGGAGGAUCCAAAGCUGUGGUAUGGAAUAGGCAUACUCUAUGAUCGCUAUGGCUCCCUUGAUCACGCCGAGGAGGCCUUUGCUUCCGUUCUGCACAUGGACAAAGACUUUGAUAAGGCGAAUGAGAUUCUAUUUCGUCUUGGCAUCAUCUACAAGCAGCAGGGCAAGUACACCGACUCGCUUGAUUGCUUUGAUCGAAUCCUUCGCAACCCGCCGAGUCCACUAGCACAUGCCGACAUCUGGUUCCAAAUCGGACAUGUCUACGAGCAGCAGAAGGAUUACAUGCGUGCGAAGGAUGCGUAUGAGCGCGUCGUCCAGGAGAACCCGGCGCAUGCCAAAGUUCUCCAGCAACUCGGUUGGCUUUACCAUCAGGAAGGAUCAGCCUUCCAAAGCCAGGACCUCGCGAUUACGUAUCUCACCAAGUCUUUGGAGGCCGAUCCAUCUGAUGCUCAGAGUUGGUACCUCCUCGGUCGAGCUUACAUGGCUGGCCAGAAGUACAAUAAAGCAUACGAAGCCUACCAGCAGGCCGUUUACCGUGACGGUCGGAACCCGACAUUCUGGUGUUCCAUCGGUGUGCUCUACUUCCAGAUCAAUCAGUACCGUGACGCACUCGAUGCCUACUCACGGGCAAUUCGCAUUAACCCGUACAUUUCGGAAGUCUGGUUCGACCUCGGUUCUCUUUACGAGAGUUGCAAUAACCAGAUUAGUGAUGCUAUUGACGCAUAUGCGCGAGCGAGUGAACUUGACCCUGGUAAUGUCAUCAUUUCACAACGUCUCCAGCUUUUGCGGACGGCACAGCAGACUGGUCAAACAGUUCAAACGUCUGCACCACUUCCACAAGACGUACACCCGACUGCUUAUGCAAGCGCUGUGGGCCCACCCGUGACGAUGUCCGGCGGCCCGCCAUUGCUCAUGUCUUCUGGCCCUACACCACGCCCGAUUUUCACUCGCACCGAAUCCCGUGAACACGGGAAUGAAAAUGGCAUGUCCCUUCCAUCACCGCACGCAACUCAUGCACCUCCUCCGUUCCGAGGGGGACCGCCGCCACCUGUAGUUCUCGACGACUCACGCCGUCCUGCUAGCCAUACCCCUCUUGCUCCUAUGGAGGUUGAUCGUGCAACGCCCCGCGAUGGCUUCCCUCCACGCGAAUCCAGCCGUUCAAGGGGACCUGGUGGAACUCCGCAGAGCCUGUUAUUACACCAUCCGCAAAAUGGCCCGCAGGUCGCUCCAGAGCACCAACGUGAUCCAGCGUACUACAGUCGUCCAUCCCGCCGGGCAGUGUCCCGCUCGGUCUCACCACCACCUCAACGCCAAAUUCGAGGGCCACCGGAACCUCGUGAAGUAGGAUAUCACGGAUAUCCUCCUGCCCCUCCGCCACAGACGAAUGGCGGCAGCGCGCCAGGAAGGCCCGGGCAGCUUUCGCAGCAUUCUCCACGAUCGUACCAAGGACAUUACGAUCCAACAGUGGCCACACCACCGCCUCCGCCUCCUUCGGAUGCAUGGGAGAGAGACCGUCGUAUGGAGAGAGAACGCUCGCGAACGGGUAGGGACUCGGAAAGAGCUGGUGUACCGCCGAAUGUACAAGGUUACUCGCAGUCUCGCGGGCCAACGUCGCCUAUGUCCGCUCAUUCGUACGAUCAUGGUCACCCGCCAUCGCGUCGGACUACAUUGGAAUCACCGUCGAUGCACAGACCGGGCAGCCCGAUGUCGCGUCAAGUGUCUGUAAGCGAACGCUCACCUGUUGUAGGACCUGGUGCUCAGGGACCUGGUAUACCACGCUGGCAAUCGAGUAACCGCUACGCAGACGAUCCGGGGCGAAGUCCACACCCGCACGCCACUUCGCCAUCUAUGACGCAUGCACACUCGCAAAUCCCGCCAUCUGGUACGCCAAGUCGGCGAUAUGACCCACGGUUUGACGAGAGUGCUCACGGUUCCCGCAUGGAGAGGCUUGACCGUCAUGAGCGAGACCGGGACCGGCUUGAACGUGAAAGGGAGUUUGAACGAGAGCGGAUGGAGUCUCGUGGUCACGCACACUCGCCUGACUCUGUCAGGAGUGCAUCUGCGAUGUCCGUGGGUGGUGGAAGGAAUGUACUUCCACCGCCGCCUAUGUCUGCAGGCUCUGCAGGCUCAGGUGAUUAUCCAGUCCCGUAUCCAGCAACGGCCGGUUCGGACAGUGUGGACAGGCGACGCGGACGUAAGAAGGAUGCGGAUGCCAUGAGUAUUAAUGGACCACCUACGCCAGCACCUGGCUCUGCUGGGUCAUCGGCCGCUUCGAAUGACAAGAGGAAGCAGCGUAGCGGAGGUAGACGAACGAGAAAAGAUGGGUCCGAAAGUAAUGCCGGUUCUCGUGCACCGUCUGUUCAGCCCAGUUCGUUCAGAGUUGCUCCAUCGAGUGCAGGUCCCAUCAAGUCGCCUCCAUCUCCGGAGCCGAGAUCCUCAGCAAGCGCCUCGGGUUCAAGUGGAAGAUCGAGUAGGCCGUCACCAAUCGGUAAUGCCCUUCCGUCUGGUGGACUUCCGCGUCGAGAAGUCGACGAGGACUAUGAUGAAGGUGUUGCAGAGUCGCUGAUGAGCCUUGCUGCAUCAGGGGGUUCUGCUGCUGGACCUGUCUCUCCGACUGUCAGUGUUGGGGGUCGUAUACGCCAUGUAAGUCCGCCUCCGAACUCUAAGAAUUCGGUUGGCUCAGCCGGUCAUUCGCCUCAGCUGCCCGGACCAGUAAUGGGCUCCCAGAAUGGAAACGGUGGUUCGUUGAAGCGACCAUUGAGUCCGAUCAACACGAGCGACAAUGGCGAUUCGAAACGCACGCGGGUCGAGAUACUGAAUCGUCCUACGAUUGGACGUAUGAAUUCACCACCACUGUCAAAUUCGCGUCCUUCACCCAUUCCGUUCCGUACGCAAGCACCGCGUUCGCCAGAGGAUAGAGUGCAGCCAGGUGAUCGGGAUGCACGUCGUCAUGAUCGCAGCCCUUCGUCGUCUACGAAUACGACUGGUAUUCCAUCCACCAUGCCCCUCCCACCUCCACCAAGUGCUAUUGUCUCGUCUUCUAAUGGUCCGCCACCAAUUUCCACUAACAACCCAGUGACUCUGCCGCCGAUCGCGACGCUCACACCCGUUCCGAACUCUCCGUCUAGUGCAGGCGCGCCAUCGCCUUCCUUGGAGCAGGACCGUAUGCAAGUUGAUGUUGGUCAUGGCGGACGCAAACGACCUAAUUCUCACUCACGAUCUGGUUCGGGUUCGACUUCUCCACCAGCCGCGCCUCCACUAUCGCGCAAUAAGAUUUCCGAUGUGAUGAACCCAACAGGGCCUGGAGGCCCGGAUUCAGCGCAUGUACGUCGUAAUUCGAGCGCGCACUCGAGUCCGACGAAUACCCAGUCGCAGGGUAAUGCGAUGGUGAUGCGGAUGUCGCCGGAGGCGAAGAGCACGAGCCCACGCUCGUGAUUGAGUAGUCCAAAAGAAUGAACUGUUUUUCAUCAUCAUAUCGCAUUGCAAAACAGCUCUCUUUACGAAUUCUUAUGCCCUUCUUCGUUUCGUUUUCUCCUCUUUACUUUGUUUCUAACGCAUGCAUUCGUAACUUGUCAAUUCUGUAGCAUUGCUCUCGCGCUGUUUUUUUUUUGCAAACCAAUUUGUUUUACCCCUCCAUGUUCUUGACUUAUGCGUACCGACA
This is a messenger RNA of Fomitiporia mediterranea MF3/22, 4356 nucleotides long. RefSeq lists its product as uncharacterized. Lineage: Eukaryota; Fungi; Basidiomycota; Agaricomycetes; Hymenochaetales; Hymenochaetaceae. The record is from RefSeq and is a predicted model, not a curated record. Gene Ontology annotation, biological process: regulation of gene expression. Gene Ontology annotation, molecular function: chromatin DNA binding; protein binding; RNA polymerase II cis-regulatory region sequence-specific DNA binding. The transcript is spliced from 5 exons. The coding region runs from base 60 to 4130 and encodes 1356 amino acids.